UUCAUGACAAUUUAUUAUAGUAAUUAAUUAUGCGCAUUCUUGUUCUCUCAAACCCUAGCUUUUAAUUUCCCCUUUCAACUCACGAUCACAAAGAACAUAAAUCUGAUAGAUAGAGAAGCAGAAAUCGAUCAAGAAAAGCAGGAAUCUUCAGUGAUCGAAUUAAGCACGAUCAUCGAGGCAGGUUUUGUGAUAGCAUAGCAUAGCAAUCAUGAGAUUCAUAAAGGGUAGUAAAGUGGAGGUACUACAGAAGAAAGAGGUGCCUCCAGGCGAGUGGCAUUGUGGUAAGAUUAUCUCAGGUAAUGGGCACACUUACAGUGUUAUAUAUGAAGGUUCUUUUGGCAUGAGAAGCGAGGCACUUGUUGAGAGAGUGCCAAGGAAAGCCGUUAGGCCCUGCCCUCCUUCUGUGGGAACUGUGGAGAGUUGGGCGGUUGGAGAUGUUGUGGAGGUCUUUGAUGUUGGUUCCUGGAAAGUAGCUAUGGCUUUGAAGGUUUUGGGUGGGGAUUAUUGUUUGGUCAGGCUACUGGGAUCUUGUGAGGAGUUCAGAGUUCAAAAAUCCGACAUCCGGGUGCGUCAGACUUGGCAGGAUAACAAAUGGGUUGUGAUUGGAAAGGGUUCGGGAAGUUGCGAGGCUGUGAAAUCCAACAAACCAUCCAGCUCAAACUGUUAUCUGAUGAACUCCGAGUUUCCGCAAUUAAUUACAGCCAGAAAGAAGCAGACAGGAAAUGAUCAUUUAGCUGCCAAAGACAAUACUUUUUUUCAGGAGUCUUGUGUUGUCUCAUCUAGAACAUUGAAGAGAUUGUCCCCUUAUUGCUCCUCUCAUAUUGAAGAAUAUACCAGAAAAAUGAGAGCAGUUGAGAAAGAGGGUGAGCGUCAAAGAUUCAUUUCAGAGUCCCCAUCCCCCUUGCUAAAAAAGGUAGAUGCUGUUGCUUACCCACGAGUAAAACUGGGUGAAAAAUACAUGCAUGCUUCCUCUAAUAAUCAAACAACUGGAUAUUUUGAAUUGGAGAGGGGAAAUCAGAAUGAUUCUGUUUUGUCUUUUCAUGAAAGAAGUUCAGAACCUUCUGAUUGUGAUAGCGUGGCAUCUUCUGUUGGUAGUUGUAGUGUUGUUAGUAACAGUCCAAAUAAGUUGUCUGGUCAUAUUUUAUCAGGUCCUACUCAAGAUGCAAAUACCCUCUGUAGUGAUGCAGAUUCCUUUUAUGAUUGUGGAGAUGAGGAAGGAAAAUGUCCCCUUUCUCUACAAGAGGAUGUAGCAGAAAAAAUCCAUAGACUAGAGUUGCAUGCUUAUUGCAGGACUCUAGAGGCAAUAUAUGCUUCUGGGCCCUUAAGUUGGGAGCACGAAGCUCUAUUGACAAAUCUCCGUAUUUCACUCAAUAUUUCAAAUGAUGAACAUUUGAUGGAGAUAAGGCAUCUAAAAUCAGUUGGAACUGGCCUUCAUCUUAGUUAACUAAUAAUCAAGGGAUUUUGUUUUCCUUUAGAAUAGGAUAUUCCAUAGUUGGCUGUCCUCACAAAUCAUUGUAAGAAGCAGGAGGAAUGGUUGCUUUUUGUAGAAUCGGUCUUGGGAGUUUCAAUCUGUACUUGGAAAUUAUGUAACAAAAAAUUGUAUACAGGAAUGAAUUUUUUUCAGGCUCAUCGCAGUGUUCUUUUA
Molecule: messenger RNA, 1645 nt
Organism: Alnus glutinosa
Lineage: Eukaryota; Viridiplantae; Streptophyta; Magnoliopsida; Fagales; Betulaceae
Exons: 3
Coding region: 209-1444 (411 amino acids)
Source: RefSeq, a predicted model, not a curated record